This is a messenger RNA of Volvox carteri f. nagariensis, 1020 nucleotides long. RefSeq lists its product as uncharacterized. The transcript has 8 exons. NCBI's taxonomy places the organism in Eukaryota, Viridiplantae, Chlorophyta, Chlorophyceae, Chlamydomonadales, Volvocaceae. The coding region runs from base 52 to 1020 and encodes 322 amino acids. The record is from RefSeq and is a predicted model, not a curated record.
GGGUGAUUUCAAUAUCCACCAGUGUGAUAGGGGUGACUUUAACAUCCUUCAAUGAACUCGUUGGGCUUAUUGGAGAUGCUGGCUUUGGCAUUUGUAAUAGCUUUACCAGGCUUAAAGGCUUUAAGUUUGCAGCCUGGUGCCGGCGGUGGCAGCACGCUAAGUGCUUGCCCAAGUGGCAAUGGCCAGGUGGUGCGGCUGGUGAGCAAAACGAGCACCGAGUACACGGUCUUCUUCAGCGGCUGCCCGUUCUACAGCCCCUACAAUCAGACCACACCUAACACACCAGCCUUCCAGAACAAGACGGUUACGUUCCGCAUCACCCCGGUGCUCUCGUCCACCGUCACCUACGUCGGUAUUUAUGCCAGCGGCACCACCAGCAACUCCCAGAAGAUCAUGAGCACCAUCGGCUACACAGUCACCGGCAUUGCCAUGUUCAGCGAUGCGGAUGCUACCGGGUCUGACGCCUACGUCAACGAGGGCCACACUUUCGAUGGGUGCCGCGGUCACGCCGAAAUGAACGGUCUCUACCACUUUCACACUGAGCCUGGCUCCGGCUGCGUGUACAACGAGACCGCGGGCACGCACUCCCCCCUGCUGGGUAUCAUGUACGACAGCAUCCCGAUUUACGGCGCCCUGGGCGACAACGGUGUGCCGCCGACUAACCUAGACGAGUGCGGCGGCCACACAGACACCACCUACCCCUUCUACCACUACCACACCACAUACAACUUGAAGUCCCCGUACCUGGUCAAAUGCCUCCGCGGCUGCAUCUUCAACGCGAAUGGCAACCCCUCGAUCCAGCAGUACAACCUGGUCAAGACCGACGCCACGUGCGUAAAGGCGGCGACGCAGUACGACUACAGCUCCUUCGUCAAUCCCCUGCUGUCGUCAAGCCCUGUGACUACUAGCUCGCCGCCGCCGCCGCCCUCCAGCGCAGCCGCAUGUCGCUGGCAUGCCUGGCUAGCCGCUGUGCUGCUUGUCGUCUGCACAUUAGCUACCCAGGGAUUUCGCACCGCCUAA